Molecule: messenger RNA, 2200 nt
Organism: Alosa alosa (allis shad)
Lineage: Eukaryota; Metazoa; Chordata; Actinopteri; Clupeiformes; Clupeidae
Product: butyrophilin subfamily 1 member A1-like
Exons: 13
Coding region: 129-1754 (541 amino acids)
Molecular function (GO): protein binding
Source: RefSeq, a predicted model, not a curated record
CAGUGCGGAAGAAGGGAGGGCUUCAUUGAGAGAAAGAGGUCGGUUAAGUCUGACUGUUUGAGGAACUACUUUGAUGCCUUAUCAUUGAAAUGAAGACUUAAUGCAUAUUUUGAAGGCAUAUUUUAUACAUGGUUGGAUGUAUCUUAAGAGAUAUGUUGCUCCCUAGGCUUUGUCUGAUGCUGGUUGUUCUCCAUGCUGAGGAGACUGUGGCCUCAGUGUCCUUCUCUAUCCUGGUUCCUGGUGAGAAGAUCCUGGCCUCACCUGGAGACACCAUAACUUUGCCCUGUUCAGUCUCUCCUCCGUUUCACCCAAGCGAGGUACGCUGGUAUCGCCCGGACAAAUAUGACACCCCAAUUCUGCUCUACAAGAAGCUUCAGGUUGAGGAACAAGAGGCUGCUGACACUCAGUACACAGGCAGGGCAUCUCUAUUUGGGGCACUUGAGGAGGGGAACGCUUCCCUGAAACUGGAUAAUCUCUCUGCGUCAGACAGUGGAGAGUAUGUGUGCUACAUACAACAUGAUAGUUGGUAUGAAAGGGGACGUGUGCUGACAGAGGUUAGAGUUCUAGGCUCUGUCCCACUCAUAUCCAUCACUGAUAGAGGCAAUGGGCAGGUGAAUGUUACCUGUGUUUCAGAGGGUUGGUCUCCACAGCCCACUUUCACCUGGAGAAACAGAAAAGGAAUUGAGAUUAAAAAAGGCCUUAACAAGGUUCAUUCAAAGGAUGACCAGGGCUUGACGACAGUGAGCUCCUGGAUGCUCGUCUCACCCUCGGAUUCAGACGGACUCUUCUGCUCUGUGGGUCUGCCUGAUCAGGAGAUGAUGGAGAGCAGGGUGGCUCUGCACCUCUCAAGAGAGCAGACAUGCACCCCAACAGGAGCUUGGAAAGAUGUUGUCAUUGCUAUUCUAGCAUUGUGUCUCUUGGGGGUUGGCAUAUAUCAUCUACACAAAAAAGGUUUUAUUAAAUGGCUUCUAUCUCAGAAGAACAGUAACAGAGAAGAAGCCACGGAUGAAGAAAUCGUUAAAUUCGGACAAGAGGAGCAGAUGGAACAUAGAGCAAACUCAAACUCAUGCACAGAACCUACAAACUCUAAAGAGUUAAGUGAAGGCACAACUGAGGAAAUUCAUUCAGAGAAACCUCCAGAGAAACCUAAAGGGGAAGACAAAGAGACAAACACAGAAGUAGAUGUCUCACAAACACCAGAAUGGGACGAGGCGAAGCAACACAAAGUACUAAAACUAAUUGUGGACGAAAAAACUGUCCCUCCUUCACUGACAGUGAAAGGAAAGGGUGCGACGGUGUACUGUCCUCAACCAGAGAAAAUACAUGGCCAUGACAAUUACUUCCCUCAUGUUUUGUGUACGGGACCACUAAGCUCAGGGCGGCACUACUGGGAGGUGGAAAUGAAGAAGCCAGACAAACAGUCCUGGUAUGUAGGGGUGUGCAGCACCACAGCAGCAAAGUUGACACCCAGAGUCCCUAUAACCCCAGAGAACGGCUUUUGGGUGCUGCAUUAUGAAAAGGGAACAGGACUAUUUGCCAACACAAAACCACCUCUUCUUGUGCCUACAGUAAAGCAGCUCUGCAAACUUGGGGUGUACUUAAACUCCAGUAAAAAGGGCAUUCACACUAUGUCAUUUUUUAAUGCUGAGAACGGAUGGCCCUUGUGUUCCUUUAAGUAUUUCAAAGAGUCAGGUGGGCUGACACCUGUUCUAAGUCCCGGACUAAGAGACAAAUAUCCUCUCACUGUAUGCUAGGGGAAAUAGACUUUGUUUCUUAAUUACUCCUACAUGAACUAGUAUCACUGUUAACCAUUAACAUUGGAUUUGUGAUCAACACACUAGUAGGCCUGCUGUAUAAUUUUUCAUUUUGUGCAACUUUUUGAAUUUCACUAUAUUGUGCUGCUGAUAUAGUCAAAGCUCUGACUGGCAUUUUCUAAUGUUCACCCUGAGCAAGAGUCAAGGCACUCAGUGAAAGGUGGUAGACCUGUAUUCUAAACAAAGACAUGACAAAAAAUGACAGAGGGCGAAGAAGGGGAGGUAGACACAGAUAGUUCCUAACAGAUAAUUAAUGCCUUUGUUAGGAUUGUAUUGGCCUGAAAAUUAUUAACCAUUGUUUAGUAGUUUCAUUUAAUAAUCUGUUAGCUUGUGUAGUACAUGUUUAUUACUUAUGUGUUUAUUUACUGAAUAAAUCAAUACUUUUG